Molecule: messenger RNA, 2335 nt
Organism: Cyprinus carpio (common carp)
Lineage: Eukaryota; Metazoa; Chordata; Actinopteri; Cypriniformes; Cyprinidae
Gene: cdc14b
Product: dual specificity protein phosphatase CDC14A-like
Exons: 16
Coding region: 327-1853 (508 amino acids)
Biological process (GO): cilium assembly; positive regulation of cytokinesis; regulation of exit from mitosis
Cellular component (GO): centrosome; nucleolus; spindle pole
Molecular function (GO): protein tyrosine/serine/threonine phosphatase activity; protein serine/threonine phosphatase activity
Source: RefSeq, a predicted model, not a curated record
CGUCGCGUUUGAUUUAAACUGUGCUGCUGAACUUUCUUCAGACUUCAGGCGAGAGAAACAUCACCUGUGUCGUUAUUUUAUUUACGCAAUUUAAACGGAUGUAUAGUUCUAAUUUACAUUUGUUUUUAAAUACAGGUUUUAUUGUAUAAAACAGGUUCGGCAAACAAAAAAUACUUUUAUUAUUAUUAUUAUUUAGUAGUAGUUCGAUGAAUUUUUUGAACUUGAUUUCUUCGUAAAUUGUCGACGGAAGUUAAAUAGUUUUGUGUUGACUUUAGAUUAGUGUUAAGUCUUUUAAUUAUCAAGCUAACUUAAACCAAGAUCAAAUAAUGCUCCGGAACAACGCUACAAUAGAAACGUGCGAUCUGUCGAACUGCAUCGAGUUCAUUAAAGAUCAGCUGUAUUUUGCUCUUCUUCAUCAGAAGGUGAAGAGCACUCCUGACAGACACUGUUUCUGCAUCGAUGAAGAGCUUUCCUAUGAGAACUUCUAUGCGGACUUCGGCCCGCUCAACCUGGCCAUGUUUUAUCGCUUCUGUUGCAAACUCAACAAGAAGCUGAAGUCUUGUGCUCUUGCAAAGAAGACGAUUGUGUUUUAUACCUGCGGUGACAGAAAGAAACAAGCCAAUGCUGCGUAUUUGAUCGGCUCUUAUGCUGUAAUGCAUCUACAGAAAACGCCAGAAGAAGCGUACAGCCUUCUGGUCUCCCAAAAUGCGUCGUAUCUUCCUUUUCGAGAUGCAUCUUUUGGAGCAUGCAUGUUCAAUCUGAAUAUCCUCGACUGUCUGCUGGCCGUCCACAAGGCUCUUCAGUUCGGCUGGCUGGAUUUCUCAAAGUUUAACGUGGAGGAAUAUGAACAUUAUGAGCGGGCCGAAAAUGGAGAUUUCAACUGGAUAAUUCCAGGGAAGUUUUUGGCUUUCAGCGGCCCUCAUCCAAAGAGCAAGAUUGAGAACGGAUACCCUCUUCAUGCCCCUGAAGCGUAUUUCCCCUACUUCAGGAAGCACAACAUCACCACCAUCAUCCGGCUCAACAAGAAGAUGUACGACGCCAAGCGUUUCACAGACAUGGGCUUCAAGCACCACGACCUGUUCUUUGUAGAUGGCAGUACGCCCAACGACGCCAUCGUCACCAAGUUCCUGAACAUCUGCGAGAAUGCUGACGGAGGCAUUGCUGUCCACUGCAAAGCCGGUCUGGGCCGGACAGGGACACUGAUUGGCUGUUACAUGAUGAAACACUUCAGACUGACUGCAGCCGAAGCCAUCGCGUGGAUCAGGAUCUGCAGACCCGGUUCAGUCAUCGGACCUCAGCAGAACUUCAUCGACGAAAAGCAGGCGAGUCUGUGGGAGGAAGGUGAUGUGUACCGGCAACAAAUAACUGAGCAGGAAAACGGCUCGAGUAAAGCGGCAGUGGCUGGGAUCCUCUCUGGAGUGGAAGAUAUUUCCAUUAAUGGUACAAACAAGAACAUUUCACAGAGGAAAACUCCUUCUGAAAUGCACACUGAGGAAGAGGAAGAGGAGUGCGGAGGACUCACACAAGGUGAUAAACUAAGAGCGCUGAAGAGUAAGAGGCAGUCCAGAGCAUCCACAGGCUCAAUAUCGUUAGAAGAAAAUGCAAUACACUCCAAAUCAACAUCAAGAGCGUUAAGCUCAGACAAAAGGAAAAGAACUCGGGCUUCCCUCGGAUCCAUCAGGACCAGUAGACCAUCUCUGUCCCGAGAAGGAAAGUGCUUCACACAAUGCCAUCGGUGCGCUUUCACAGACCAUGUAACUCGAUGUCCAAAGCUCGGGCUCCUCUCCUCCGCUGAAACUGGAUCCAGUACAGACCAGCAUCACUCCAGUUUACUGCUUCAUGGGUUUGUCUAAGUGAUCUGCUACUAUAAACCACAUUCAGACUGUGUGUUGGGAAAUCGGCAGAUGUUAAGCAUUUUUAUUUGAUCGAGAGAAAGCAAUGCAUUUUAUUUUUUAAAUCGGAGAGCUUUAAGCAUAAGUGAAGUUUGACUUUUUAUGCCAUUGUAAAUAUCAUGAGUGUCAGAAGCUGUCUUUGCCAUUAUGCAUUGUUACUAAACCUGUAAUAUUGUUUGUUUGUUUUUUUAAAUACUGUACCUAGUACUUUAUUAAUACUUACAGAAAUGUGAAUCACACUGUGCUAAUCAUGACUGAAAGCUGUAUAUAGGCUGGAGUUUGAUUUUUUUUUUUUUAUAAUUUUUUUUUUUACUGUAAAUAGUACUGCAUACCUUUAUUUUGAUGACCAAAUAUAAAUCAUGAUUAUUUCACGUAUAUAUAUAUAUAUGAUAGGAAAGGUUUUGAGUCAUAUCCCUUUUAAUAAAUCCUUUCUGCUAUUGCAA